AUGUCUGCCGUUCAAGAAUUGGCCCAGAGGGUCAAGAACGACGAAAAGUGCUACGUCGAUACCGACGUAGGCAAGGACGACGAUACUGCUGAUGGCUCCGAGUUUAAGCCUUACAAGUCGUUAGCUUACGCUUAUAUUCAGAACUUCGAAAAGCCUACACCGCAGUACCAGACUCGAGCCUCCGAAACUGGUCCCGUUGGACCUGACGAAGAUCCUUCCGUAAGGCUCUUAUGGAAGGAACCCGCAAAGAGCGCCGUCAAGAAAGCUCAAGGAGCCCUCGACGCCCACAAGAAGAAGGUUCAGAAGCAGCAACAGGCUGCCGCCGCAGAGGCCGAGACCAAGAAGCAGAGGCUACAGAACCUCGAGGCUGCUAAGAAGAUUGUGCUCAAGCAGGAUGAGUCAUUACCUAAACCUAUCAGAAUUAAGAUUAACCGCAAAGACGUCGAGCUUGGAGAAGGUGAUAAGAAGGGCACACGAGUUAAGGUCUUUGGAAGAAUCCAUCGUCUACGAGUACAAAAGCAGGCUACUUUCAUUACCUUGGUCGACGGAUAUGGACAGUUACAAUGCAUAUUGACUGCUGGUGACCUCACCAAGACCUACGAUGCUCUGACUUUCGCCCAGGGUACCUCGCUUGCCCUGUAUGGUGAGAUGCGUAAGGUCCUUGCUGGACAGACGGCCCCCGACGACAGAGAGCUGCACGUGGACUAUUAUGAGGUUUUGGGCGCUUCGCCAAGCGACGAGGAUGCCAUCACCAACAAGGUCUCGUCCCAGCAGAACCAAUGGGAUGCCCAGAUGCUCGAUAACCGACAUCUAGUUCUCCGAGGCGAGAAUGCCUCUGCGAUCAUGAAGAUUCGAGCAGCAGUGGAGGGCGCUUUCACCAAGGUCUACGAGGAACUACACCUCACUAAGGUAUCACCCCCCGCCCUGGUGCAAACUCAGGUCGAAGGCGGUGCGACUCUCUUCAGCGCACCCUACUACGAUGAGAUGGCCUAUCUGACUCAGUCGUCUCAACUCUACCUCGAGACCGUCAUUCCGAGUCUUGGGGAUGUCUACUGCAUCGAGAAAUCAUUCCGUGCCGAGAAGAGUUUGACGCGCCGUCAUCUUUCCGAGUAUACCCAUGUCGAAGCCGAAUUGGAUUAUAUCAACUUCGACGAGCUGCUAGAUCACCUCGAAGAAGUCAUCUGCCGAGUCAUCGAUAUCGUCCUUGCCAACCCGAUCAUCGCCGCUCACCUGAAGGAACUUAACCCUACUUUCCAAAAACCCGUUCGACCUUUCUUGCGCAUGAAGUAUACCGACGCCAUCGAAUGGCUUAACGCGCAAGACCCCCCUAUCCCGAACGAGGAGGGCAACCCCCACGUUUUCGGAGAUGAUAUCGCGGAGGCCGCGGAACGUAGGAUGACAGACAUCAUCAACCGGCCUAUCUUCCUGACACAUUUCCCCGUGGAAAUCAAGGCCUUCUACAUGAAGAAGGAUCCCUCAGACCUACGGGUAACCGAGAGUGUAGAUUGUUUGAUGCCAGGCGUCGGUGAGAUCGUUGGCGGCAGUAUGAGGAUGGAAGGAUACGAGGAGCUGCUCGAGGCAUACAAGAAACAGGGCAUCGACGCCAAAGACUACUACUGGUACACCGACCAGCGCAAGUACGGUACUUCUCCCCACGGUGGAUAUGGUCUCGGCCUUGAACGAUUCCUGGCUUGGAUUGCUAACCAGCACACCGUCCGUACGACUUGUCUAUACCCCCGAUUUAUGGGACGAUGCAAGCCUUGA
This is a messenger RNA of Daldinia childiae, 1764 nucleotides long. Its product is annotated as Asparagine-tRNA ligase, cytoplasmic. NCBI's taxonomy places the organism in Eukaryota, Fungi, Ascomycota, Sordariomycetes, Xylariales, Hypoxylaceae. Gene Ontology annotation, molecular function: ATP binding; nucleic acid binding; asparagine-tRNA ligase activity. The transcript has 2 exons. The coding region runs from base 1 to 1764 and encodes 587 amino acids. Gene Ontology annotation, biological process: asparaginyl-tRNA aminoacylation. The record is from RefSeq and is a predicted model, not a curated record. Gene Ontology annotation, cellular component: cytoplasm.